Molecule: messenger RNA, 1811 nt
Organism: Pocillopora meandrina
Lineage: Eukaryota; Metazoa; Cnidaria; Anthozoa; Scleractinia; Pocilloporidae
Source: the annotation of a GenBank genome assembly
GGAAAAUUGAAACACUCUAAGAAGGCCUAGGGUAGUAACAAAGAAAGAGAAAAACCUAGAAAAUCAUAGCCUAGACGAUCAUUGCCCAGAAGUGCUCCGCGAUUGUAACAUCUGCUAAGUCGGCCGGCUCUUUCGUGUUCUGGUCAGGUUUUUGCCCCAACUCGUCGAUAUAACAUAUCGUGCUCCGCUUCAAGCGUGAUGCAACUUCUGUUUCAAAAAUGUUUCUGUUCCAGGCAAAACAAUUUUUGUCUCGCAGUUGAUCUUGUUUGGGCUACCGAAUCUAUUAUGUAAUCAAACUAUGUUCAAUUGUGCAUCGUGUGAUAUAAUCGUGUCCUCUCCUCAGCAAUUUCCUCUGGUCAAUUUAUAUUUGAUCAGAGUACUUGAUUGUAGAUCAAAGUUUCGUUCCUGUGAACGGGAGACGCUGAUGUUGGUUACUGUUUAAAGGUUAACCAUAUUGUGCCCUGGUUUUCAAGGCAAUACAGAAUUCUUCGAGAAGAUUGUAACUUUGCUUUGUCACCAAAGGUAUUUAUUAUUGUUGAUUCAGGAACAAUGGGUGAUAUUCCUAUUGGAGACGCCACAAAGGGGGCAAAGAUCUUCAAGACUAAAUGUGCACAGUGUCACACAGUAGAGGCAGUAAGUUCACAGUGCUCAAUUUUAUCCUGUUUAAGUUUUCAGAGUAUACAAUGUACUUUGUAGCAGUGCAAUAUUACACCAUCACUGACCCCAAGUACCAGCAGUUUCUUCUGUGAAUCUGUUUGAUAGGUUUUGAAAAGUCUUGACACAUUUUUAAUGCUUUCAUAGCUGCAGAUCACUCCUAGCACCCAAAUACCCAAAGUAUUUGCCUAAAUGGACCUUUCUUUUUUCUGUUCAGAAUGGUAAGCAUAAGACGGGUCCGAACCUUCAUGGCUUGUUUGGUCGCAAAACUGGACAGGCACCAGGUUUCUCUUACACUGAUGCUAACAAGAACAAGGGCAUCACAUGGGGCCCAGACACUCUGUGGAUUUACCUGGAAAACCCCAAGAAGUACAUUCCUGGUAGGUGUUUAGAUAUAGGCAUGAUGCAUGUACUGGAAAUUUCAUGGAAUAAAUUAUGUAUGAACCUGUCAAUGGGAUAGCAGUUGACCCCAAAUGGAACACUGUGUAAUCUUGAGUUAUUAGAGUAAUGCUGGAAGCUUUUCACAAUUAACUUGUUUUGAAGACUUUAGGCCUCUUUUUUUAAUUUUUCUUUUCUAUUACAUGCUAUUCUUCUUAUUCUGUAAGGUUAAUUUCAAAUGUCCCACUUUUAUUGCUGGAAACUAAAGUAAAAAAAUUAUUUGGAGUAUGUAAUAUUAGCAUUAUAUUUGAAACCCUAUAAUGGGGCUUUUAGAAUUCAUUUCAGCACAGUAAAGUUAAGACUAGGUUUUCAAGUGUUAAAUUAAUACAAAUUUUCUUCUAAAGGAACAAAGAUGGUCUUUGCUGGUCUAAAGAAAAAAUCUGAGAGAGCAGGUUGGUGAAAUAUUUUCCCUGAGAAGUCCAUUCUAACCACAUAAAGCUUUCUUUAUAUUGUAGAAGUUUAUUUGGAAGUUUUAAAGUGCUAAAUUGUGAGAUUAUGAAGCAUGUCAAGUUAUACAGUUUCUAUAGUACAACAGAAGAAUGAGUAGAGAAGGAGAAGGAACAUGUAACCAGAAAGCAAGGCUUUUUGCUCUCAAAGGAGAAUUUCUUGUUUACUUUGAACUCCAUCUAAGUUUGAACUGUGUGUUAAAAUAUGAUUGUGAGCAAAACAUUCUGUUUGUUUUAGAUCUCAUUGCCUACCUGAAGGAGGCCACAAGCUGA